Molecule: messenger RNA, 4796 nt
Organism: Hemiscyllium ocellatum (epaulette shark)
Lineage: Eukaryota; Metazoa; Chordata; Chondrichthyes; Orectolobiformes; Hemiscylliidae
Product: serine/threonine-protein kinase OSR1-like
Exons: 18
Coding region: 240-1889 (549 amino acids)
Biological process (GO): protein phosphorylation
Molecular function (GO): ATP binding; protein serine/threonine kinase activity
Source: RefSeq, a predicted model, not a curated record
CGGUUGGGAGGCAUGGUAACUCCAGCUGGUGGCAAAGUUUGCGGAUUGGAAGUAUUUUGUGUCUGUGCGAAACACAGAGAGUAGUCGGGAAGGUGGGAGAGGGGAGAGAGUUGAUCCCGCGGUAUCAGGCUAGCAUUUUACUCCUUAGUAGGGAGGGUGAGUGAAAUAAAGACUGAGCAUAAUAGGACAAGCUAAAAUAGAGUGAAGUAGGAAGCCCGGAGGCUGCAGCUUCAUUCGCAAUGUCCGAUGAUCCCAGCUCCUUGCCCUGGUCCAUCAUCAGGGAGGAUUAUGAACUCAAGGAGGUGAUUGGUUCUGGAGCUACAGCUGUGGUUCAGGCUGCAUACUGUAUCCCGAAGAAAGAGCGAGUUGCAAUCAAACGCAUCAAUCUGGAAAAAUGUCAGACUAGUAUGGACGAACUCCUGAAAGAAAUUCAAGCAAUGAGUCAGUGCCAUCACCGGAACAUUGUGUCAUAUUACACCUCAUUUGUGGUAAAGGAUGAACUAUGGCUGGUGAUGAAGUUGCUCAGUGGUGGAUCUGUGCUCGAUAUCAUUAAACAUGUAGUAGCGAGAGGGGAUCACAAGAAUGGUGUUUUGGAGGAGGCAGUUAUUGCCACUAUUCUGAAAGAAGUACUGGAGGGACUUGAUUACUUGCAUAAAAACGGGCAGAUUCACAGAGACUUGAAGGCAGGAAACAUUCUUCUCGGGGAGGAAGGCUCAGUACAAAUUGCAGAUUUUGGUGUGAGUGCAUUUUUGGCAACAGGUGGUGACAUGACCAGGAAUAAAGUAAGGAAGACUUUUGUAGGUACACCCUGCUGGAUGGCACCUGAAGUUAUGGAGCAGGUUAGAGGCUAUGACUUCAAAGCAGACAUUUGGAGUUUUGGAAUUACAGCCAUUGAAUUGGCUACUGGAGCAGCUCCUUAUCAUAAAUACCCACCAAUGAAGGUCUUAAUGUUGACUCUUCAGAAUGAUCCUCCCUCAUUGGAAACAGGUGUACAGGAUAAGGAAAUGGUCAAAAAGUAUGGCAAGUCCUUUAGGAAGAUGAUUGCACAAUGUCUGCAGAAAGAUCCAGAGAAAAGGCCUACAGCAGCAGAAUUUUUAAAGCACAAGUUUUUCCAAAAAGCGAAGAACAAGGAAUACCUUGAAGAAAAGUUGUUAGCUCGUGCACCUACGAUAGCUGAAAGAUCAAGAAAGGUGAGAAGGGUUCCAGGUUCUAGUGGUCGAUUACACAAGACAGAAGAUGGCGGCUGGGAAUGGAGCGAUGAUGAAUUGGAUGAAGAGAGUGAAGAGGGAAAGGCUGCAGUCUCUCAGUUGCGGUCUCCCCGGGUGAAAGAGUCUACACAGGGUCCAGAUAUGUUUGUGCCAGCAGAAAUACCAGGCUCAAAUAUUCAGACUUCUGGACAAGUCCAGCAACAGCUACCUCAGCCAACACCAAAAGUACCUGCAACGACUCAAGCUAAUCAAUUUCCAGCUAAUCAGCCUUCAGAAAUCCCAGUCCCAACACCAGCAGCAGUACCAGAUCCCACCCCGCAAACUGCAGCUCAGCAUCAACUACCGGCAUCCCAGCUUGUUCCUGGUUCUGCUGCUCCCGAUUUGCACCAAACACCCAUCAGCCUUGUGUUAAGAUUACGGAAUUUGAAGAAGGAGCUGAAUGACAUAAGAUUUGAAUUUACUCCCGGUAGAGAUACAGCAGAUGGUGUUUCCCAGGAGCUUGUCUCUGCAGGUCUGGUUGAUGGAAAAGACGUAGUAAUAGUCGCAGCAAAUCUACAGAAAAUAGUGGAUGAACCAGCUGCAAAUAGAUCUGUCACUUUCAAAUUGGCUUCCGGUGUUGAAGAAUCAGAUAUUCCCGAUGAUGUUAAACUCAUAGGAUUUGCACAACUUACCAUUAGUUAAGUCACACUACAACCAAUAAAAACCUGCCGACGCCAUCUGUGAAAUAGGUAUCUCACUGGUGUUGGCCUGAGGAAACUUGUACUGCCAAAGAGUGAUGACAUUUGCCUGUAGAACUUGCAGCAUUUAAUCCACUGCCCCCCUCCCCCCACCUUUACCCUGUAACAACGAUCUCCAAAUAGAAAGUGAAUUGAGCAUUUGCUUGCAGUAUCCUAACCGAACAAUCGCCAUCAAGAGCUUUCCAGAAUGUUCCAGCUUGCAGAUUUCCCAUAUGAUACAGGGUGCCUGCUGUAGGUGACUACAGAAUUGUCAGCUCUCAUCUGCUAUUAUCCUCCUCCUUAAAAUUGCCUUAUUUUUUGACAGGACUUUAUUGAUCGGUUAUUUAAAAAAAAAUCUCUUCCCCAGGGUACUCGAUGAGACCUAGUGUAGCACAUUAAAAAUUGUCGUUUCGGUAACUCGUCUUUAAUUUGUGAUUAGUUUACUUUAAUCACACAAUUUGCAAAGAUUAAAUGAACAUUGAGCAAUACUUCUUUAAAAGUGCAGUCUGUGAAUUGUACUUUCCAAAGGAUUGCAACCCAAAAACAGUGGGCUGAACUACUUCCUUUUUUUUUCCUUCUUGUUUGCGCUUACUGCGCACUAGAGCUACCUGGGUGCAUCAUUAACUGCCUUCUGACGUAACCUAAAGUAGUUUUUUGUUUAUGUGGAGACAGUAAACCAGAAUAUAAAUAUUGAGGAAAAAAUAUCACUGAGGGUGAAGUCUCUUCCUUUUUUUCAUUUAUAUAAUAUAAAAGUAUUAUGGCACGAUCUGUAGCCUACCUUCAUAAUUUGCAGAUGGAGUGUGCGUGUAAAACAAAAACAAUUACACAGCAAUUUGCCUGGUACCAAUGUGAGAAGUUGGCAUUAAGGUUUUUUUUGAACUGUCAGAACUUUUAGUACAAAAAUAAAUUUAAAAAUUGCAGCUGCUGAACAGCCAAUUGUAUCUUGUAAUUCUCUUCAUAGAUUAUGAGAGUUGUUUUGUUUAGAUUUCUGCAGAUGUCUUUAGUUUUAAGUAACACCACGUUGGAUUUGUUAAACUUCUUGGAGCUCACAUUUGGGUUGCAAAAUGAAAAUAAUGAGAUGCCACCUUGAAAAAGCUCCGGCAACAAUAUUGUGCAAUCUCUUGCCACUAUUAUGAUAUACAAAGAGUUGCAUUUAAGCCAAUACACUUAAAAACUGUGCUAAUUAUCCAGUGCGAUCCUCUUAAUUCAUUUAAUGCAAGUUUUAAUCAUCAUGACAGAACUGUAAAAUAUUAUGCUAGUGCUAGACUAUCUCAAAUGUUCCCAAAGUAGAGCAGAAUGUAAAAUUGUUUAUUUUAAUUCCUUUAGACAUUGGUUGAGAAUUUUGCAUGCGUCUCAUUCAUCUUUAUCAACUUCUGACAACACUAUCUUGAAUGCAAUGAAUUAGUCUUGCGAUAGUAAUUGGAUGACAAAUGCAACAGAAACCCCCAAUAUAGUUAUUCACUAUCUUAGGUGGAUGGGGUAAGAUGUGGAGAUGGUGGUGCUGGCAGGUGGGAAGGGUGGUUUAUAUUGCUUUGCAUAACAGUUUCAGAGGUUACUUGUGCACUUGUUUUGCACAGUUUGGGUAGGUUGUCAGUUUGGGAGGGAGCUGAGAUUCCCACUUUCAGUGCAUGUCACAAUUCAGUAUGUGUAAACAAAAAUGUAAAAAUCAUCAUACUUUUGCAUUUGAAAGAUAUUAAAUGCUUUCUCAGGAGAUGUCAUCUUCCCUCCCUCCCCUGUCAAUCUCCAAUCAUUAACAUACCCGGGGGACUCCUGACCUAACCUGUGCAACACAAUCAGCAACCACAAAACCAAUGCGCUCAUUAGUCAAAAAUCAUAAUUUUCUUAAACAUAUACUUAAAUUUGAGGAGGGCCUUUCAUCUGUAUUAACUCACCAUGAAGAAAGAUCCUACAGUUUCCUGUAUCAGUAGCUUAAUCUAAAUAUUUCUUAAUUGAUUUCAAGGUACUCAUCACUCUAUCCGAAAUGUUAUUCAAAUGUUGAGGAAUUAUUUCUUGAUAACUAGUUCUAAAUUUCCAUUUUAUUAGUUGACCUGUGUCCUUUGUCCUAUAGUCAGUUUAAUUUAAGCAGUAUUUCCCAUUAACUUCUAAUCCUUCAGCUUUCUUGGAAACAGCUGUAAUCUUUCUUUCCUGAAAAUUGACAAGUGCAGAAUGAAACCCAGAAUUGUCCAGCAGCUGUGUUCGUGAGCUGUGGUGUACCUGCCUCCGAUGGACAUAAAAUCUGAUGACGUUGCAGAUCCCAGUUUGAAAGCACACAUAAGGAAGAAAAUAGUAACUGGAGCUAUCUUAUCACAUAGUUAGAUUGGUUAGACUUGCAGUGGUUUUUAACUACCUUUGAAAAAUAAUCAACUUGAUGUUUGAAGAGAUGCCUGUAAGAGGCAUGUACAUUUUGAAAUAACUGCACUUCAGCGAGUUGUAUUACUGUGUAAAUACUGCAAUUUUUUUAUAAUUUUAAAAUUACUGAGUCUUUCACUGUUGGCCUUGGUAUUCAUUUACUGGCUUUUUGAAUGAUUUCAGAAAACGAAUUCUGGCUUUGGUAGGGAACCUAUUUCAAUUUGUCUUCCAACACAUGGGAAUUCUAGGAUCUUUUACAUGACACACCUGCAUGAUUUUUAACUACUUUCUGUUUUUUUUCUAAGUUUAUAUAGACAUAGCCUUGGUUACUUUAUUAAUAUAUACCUAUUAACUGGGACUGAGGACUCCUGUCACUAAGGCUAACUCUCAACCUGGUGUCAUGCUGAUUGUAACACAACAGAGGUGUAAUAUAUCGUGAUCACUUUUUUUUUCAACAUGAUUGUGUUUUGGAUUUGUUGCAUGGUUUUGCUAAUUCCUUUUAAUCAAUAAACAGCAAACUGUC